Molecule: messenger RNA, 3761 nt
Organism: Juglans regia (Persian walnut)
Lineage: Eukaryota; Viridiplantae; Streptophyta; Magnoliopsida; Fagales; Juglandaceae
Product: receptor-like protein kinase
Exons: 2
Coding region: 334-3672 (1112 amino acids)
Biological process (GO): protein phosphorylation
Molecular function (GO): ATP binding; protein binding; protein kinase activity
Source: RefSeq, a predicted model, not a curated record
GUGAGCAGAGACCGCGUUCUCACGCUGCAGAUGCGCAGAUGGCCCAUUGCAAUGAAUCACAGUCACAGAGCACCACAUUUCUGCAUAUUUGAUCCCCAUGAAAACGGUGCUGAUAAUUCAUUAUUAUACACUCUCUUUCACACCAAAGUCCUCUUCUCUCUUUCCAUUUCUCUCAAGGUUUCAACUUUGUCCUGUCUAAGUUCCAAAUCCUGUGUCUUGUUGCAAGCUCCUAGUAGGUAAGUACCAACAGUUACUCUAAACUUGGUCAUUCUUUUACCAGUUUCUCUUCUCGGUGCCUUGCUUUUUGUCUUGCUCCAUAGUUUCCUUUACACCAUGAAUACCUUCCACCCUGUUUUGAACCAUUUCUUGCUGUUUUUAUGUUUCUCUAUGUCGGUUUGUACUGUCCGUGGUUUGAGCUCUGAUGGGGUGACUUUAUUGUCAAUUCUGCGGCACUGGACGUACGUGCCUCCUCUUAUAAACUCAAGCUGGAAUGCCUCUGAUUUCACUCCAUGCUCAUGGGUAGGAGUGGACUGUGACAACGCCCUUAAUGUGGUCUCCCUAAACCUAUCUAGUCAAGGAAUUUCGGGUAAGUUGGGACCUGAAAUUGGGCACCUUAGCCAAUUGCAGACCAUUUAUUUGACUGGUAACAGUUUCUUUGGUGUCAUACCUCAAGAGUUAGGCAACUGUAGUCUUCUUGAGGAAUUAGACCUAUCCGUAAACGACUUUUCAGGAGAAAUACCUGAUAACUUGAAGAACUUGCAAAAUUUGCGAUCUUUGAGCCUUUAUUCCAAUAUGUUGAGGGGUCACAUACCUGAAUCCCUGUUUAAGAUUCCUCAUUUGGAAAAUGUGUAUGUAAACAAUAACAAUUUGACUGGAUCAAUCCCUACAAGUGUUGGGAACAUGAGUGAGGCUUUGUCUCUGUACUUCUAUGGAAACCAGUUAUCAGGGACGAUUCCUUCAUCCCUUGGAAAUUGUAGCAAACUGAACGAACUUUAUUUGAAUCAGAAUAACCUGGUGGGUGUUUUGCCGGAGAGACUGAACGAUCUUCGAAACCUUGCUUAUUUAGAUGUUAGCCGUAAUAGUCUUGAGGGUAGAAUUCCUUUGGGUUCGGGCAAUUGCAAAAGUUUAUGUUUUUUGGAUUUGUCAUUCAAUGGUUUUAGUGGAGGUAUUGCUCCAGGCUUGGGCAAUUGUAGUGACUUAACAGACUUUGCAGCUGUUGGUAGCAACUUAGUGGGCACUAUCCCGUCUUCCUUUGGUCUGCUAGAUAAGCUUUCAUAUCUUGAUCUUUCUGAAAACCAUUUGUUUGGGAAAAUACCUCCUGAACUUGGUAAGUGUAAGUCCUUGAAAACCCUACACUUGUAUACAAACCAACUCGAUGGGAAUAUUCCCAGUGAAUUGGGGAUGCUGAGUGAAUUGGAGGAUCUCGAAUUGUUUAACAACCUUUUAACAGGUCAGAUUCCCAUUAGCAUUUGGAAGAUUCCUAGUCUCAAGCAUCUUCUUGUCUAUAAUAACAGCCUUUCUGGGGAACUACCUCUUGAGAUGACUGAGCUCAAGCAACUGAAAAACAUUUCAUUAUUUAACAACCAGUUCUUUGGAGCCAUACCUGAAAGUUUGGGAAUCAAUAGCAGCUUAUUACAGUUGGACUUUACCAACAAUAAGUUCAGUGGUAAAAUCCCAUCGAAUCUUUGCUUUGGAAGGCAAUUAAAUGUGCUGAAUAUGGCUCAGAAUCAACUUCAAGGUAGCAUACCUUCUGAUAUUGGAGGCUGUUCAACUCUGAGAAGAUUAAUCCUUAAACAAAAUAACCUCACAGGAGUUCUUCCAGAAUUUGGCAAAAAUACAGACCUUUUGUUCAUGGACAUCAGCGAAAAUAACAUUGGCGGAGCUAUUCCAUCAAGCUUAGGAAACUGCACCAAUCUCACUUCUAUUAAUCUGUCGAGAAACAUGUUUUCAGGGGUUAUACCCUCAGAGCUAGGAAACCUUUUGAAUCUUCAGACUUUGAAUUUUGCUCACAACAACCUGGUAGGUCCUUUGCCAUCCAAGUUAUCAACUUGCACCAAAUUAGAGAGCUUUGAUGUGGGUUUCAAUUUAUUGAAUGGUUCAAUACCCUUGAGGUUGAGGAGCUGGACAGGUUUAGCCACGUUGAUUUUGAGGGAAAAUCUUUUCUCUGGGGGUAUCCCAUCUUUCUUUUCAGAGUUGGGAAAAAUCUCAGAGCUACAACUGGGUGGAAAUUUGUUUGGAGGAGAGAUUCCUCCAACCAUUGGAGCGAUGUCGAAUCUAUUCUAUGCAUUAAAUCUCAGUAGUAAUGGGUUGACAGGUCACAUUCCUUUAGAGCUUCGAAAAUUGAACAUGCUACUAAGGCUGGAUAUAUCAAAUAACAAUUUGACAGGAAAUUUAAUGGCACUAGAUGAAAUGCAGUCAUUAGUUCAGGUGAAUAUUUCAUACAAUCACUUUACAGGUCCUGUACCACAAGCAUUGAUGAAGUUUCUGGACUCAUCUCCAUCGUCAUUCAUUGGAAAUCAUGAGCUAUGUGUCAAUUGUCUUGCAUCGGGUGGCUUAGUUUGCAGCAGAAACAGAGAUUUUGUGCCUUGUGACAGUAAAUCAAGCAAUAAAAAGUACAACAGCAAAUUGGAAAUUGCAAUGAUAGCCCUUGGAUCCUCAAUAGUUCUUGUCUUGCUGCUCCUUGGACUGGUUCUUAUGUUCCUUUCAUGCAUAAGACCAAAGCUGGAAGUUGAGACCUUCACUCAAGACAGAUCAUCUUCCCUUCUCAUCAAACUCAUGGAGGCUACAGAAAAUUUAAAUGACCGCUAUAUCAUUGGGAGAGGAGCCCAUGGAACUGUUUAUAAGGCCUCACUGGAUCCAGACAAAGUUUUUGCUGUAAAGAAGUUUGCAUUUGCAGGGAAUAGAAGAGGAAGCCUAAGCAUGACUAGAGAAAUUCAAACGGUAGGGAAGAUCAGGCACCGAAAUCUGAUUAGACUGGAAGAGUUUUGGUUAAGAAAAGAUUAUGGUUUAAUCUUGUACGAUUACAUGCAAAAUGGGAGCCUUCAUGAUGUUUUACAUGAACUCAACCCACCACCAACUCUAGAGUGGGGUGUCCGCUAUAAGAUAGCAAUUGGAACAGCACAUGGAUUGGCGUAUCUCCAUUACGACUGUGAUCCUCCGAUAGUGCACCGAGACAUCAAACCACAGAACAUACUUUUAGACUCAGAGAUGGAGCCUCAUAUCACUGAUUUUGGUAUUGCCAAGCUUCUGGAUCAGUCCUCUGCUUCGGUCCCAUCUGGCUCACUUGCGGGUACAAUUGGAUACAUUGCGCCAGAAAACGCAUUUACAACAACGCCUCGAAAGGAGUCUGACGUCUAUAGCUAUGGAGUCGUUUUGCUCGAGUUGAUAACCAGAAAGAAGGCAAUGGAUGCGUCAGCUAUGGAGGAAGCGGAUAUUGUGGGUUGGGUCAGGUCAGUAUGGAGCAAGACUGGAGAAAUCGAAAGGAUUGUUGAUUCGAGCCUUGUGGGGGAAUUCUUAGAUUCAGAUAUCAUGGAACAAGCCAUUAAUACUCUUCUGGUGGCCUUGAGAUGCACCGAAAAGGAGCCAAGCAAGAGACCCACAAUGAGAGAUGUUGUCAAACAGUUGUUUUAUGCGGAAACCGCUAUGAGAAGUAACAAAAUCCAAGCUUUUUAACUUUCUGACCUAAUCAUCUUGCUCUAGGUUUAGCCCCCCUUGCAACUUGUACUAAGAUUAAUCCAAGUCGUGACUCAUCAUUAUUAUAA